This is a messenger RNA of Hemicordylus capensis (graceful crag lizard), 8352 nucleotides long. It is a transcript of the gene BCAT1, whose product is annotated as branched chain amino acid transaminase 1. Gene Ontology annotation, molecular function: branched-chain-amino-acid:2-oxoglutarate transaminase activity. NCBI's taxonomy places the organism in Eukaryota, Metazoa, Chordata, Lepidosauria, Squamata, Cordylidae. The record is from RefSeq and is a predicted model, not a curated record. Gene Ontology annotation, biological process: L-leucine biosynthetic process; L-valine biosynthetic process. The transcript has 12 exons. Gene Ontology annotation, cellular component: mitochondrion. Bases 251 to 1468 code for a protein of 405 amino acids.
UCGGAGCAGCCAAGAAGCAGCCGCCGCCGCUGCUGCUAGAACAAGACUUCAUUCUAAGCGGAGCUGCAACGUGUCCCGCCAGCGGGCUGCCUGCUUGCCUCUCAGCCUCCUGGAGCGCUUUCCUCCGGGGCGUGGGGGACCAUCUUGCUACUUGCAGCCCUGCAGAGAUCCGCCGAGGAAGGAAGAGGCGCAAGAGGGACGGCUCCUUUUGCUUGCUCGGAUUUUGGAAAUCGGUUUGGAUUUGGCCAGCAUGAUGAAGGGUUGUCAAAACGACUGUGGAGCUGGAUGUAUGGGGGCAGCAGCAAAACAUGUGACCGAAUCUUUCAAGGCUGCUGACUUAAUAAUCAACCCUUCUACCACUUUCAAAGAGAAGCCAGACCCGAAUGGCCUAGUGUUUGGAACUGUUUUCACGGACAACAUGCUGUAUAUAGAAUGGUCAUUAUCUUCAGGGUGGGAGAAGCCUCAGAUUAAGCCACUGGAGAACCUCUCCCUACAUCCUGCCAUAUCAGCUCUUCACUAUGCAGUAGAACCAAGAGGACAGACAGAGGCGAAACUGCUCCAAAUGCUGUGGCUCAAUGAAUACACACUGUUUGAAGGUAUGAAGGCCUACCGAGGGGUGGACGGCAAAAUCCGUUUGUUCCGGCCAAGACUCAACAUGGACAGGAUGUUGCGAUCAGCUGUGCGAGCCACUUUGCCGGCAUUUGACAAGGAAGAGCUGUUGGAGUGUGUCCGAAAACUUGUGGAAGUCGAAAAGGAGUGGGUGCCAUAUUCAACGUCCGCUAGCUUGUACAUCCGUCCUACUUUAAUUGGAACAGAGCCCUCCCUUGGAGUCAAGAAGCCCUCGAAAGCCCUCCUCUACGUGAUACUGAGCCCUGUGGGCCCAUACUUCUCAAGUGGCAGUUUUAAUCCCAUAUCCCUAUGGGCGGAUCCAAAAUAUGUCCGAGCCUGGAAAGGAGGAACGGGUGACUGCAAACUGGGAGGGAACUAUGGCUCUUCCAUUUAUGCCCAGCGUGAAGCAAUGGAAUUAGGGUGCCAGCAGGUUCUCUGGCUAUAUGGGGACGACCAUCAAAUCACAGAAGUUGGGACAAUGAAUCUCUUCCUGUAUUGGCGAAAUGAAGAUGGAGAAGACGAACUGGCAACACCACCCCUAGAUGGCAUCAUUCUUCCUGGUGUGACAAGGCAGAGCAUUUUGGACCUGGCCCACAAGUGGGGAGAAUUUAAAGUGUCAGAGCGAUACGUUACCAUGAGUGAUCUCAUAGCUGCCUUGAAGGAAAACAGAGUAAAGGAGAUGUUUGGUGCUGGAACAGCUUGUGUUGUGUGCCCUGUUUCCACUAUAUUAUACUUGGGCGAGCAUUUGCACAUUCCAACCAUAGAGAAUGGACCUGAAAUAGCUACCCGUUUCUUGAAGCAGCUGACCAAUAUCCAAUAUGGAAGAGAAGACAGCGAGUGGGCAGUCAUGGUGGCGUGAUCGUGAAAGGGCAGGGCAGGAUCAGACCUCUUGGCAACACAAGGCAGGCCAACAUACCACCUGACCAGUUUUACCAUAGCUCUGCGUAGCGUAGUCUGUGUGUUAUCACUUUGUUCCUGGGCUGGGGGAGUGAUUUGUUUCCAUGUGCCAGGGAGUGUGAACACAAUCGUUUUGAUUUCAUACUGUGAUUUUUGCUCUAGAGUAGAAACCUGUCUUCUGGUAGAGGUGCUAGAUGUAAGCAAUAGACACUUUCCUAACCGUUUCCUUGGUGCCCCCCUUGUGUCGUUGGUACACUCAACAGGUGUGUUUCAAACGUUCUUCAGCUGCUCUUUAGUGUAAGCCUAGUCUUUCUUGUACUUCACCUUUUUUUGGCCACAGAUCAGGUGGGCUACAUGCAACACACAAUUGCUACAUGCCUCAGAGAAACCUUUUGAUAGUUCUACAAAUCUUCUCUUCUUUUUAGCCUAGGGAAAGAAUAGUUUUUUAAUUUCCCACCCACCCCGGCCCCUCCUCCUGUUAUUUCUGAUUUAUUUAUUUAUUAUUUGGUGGGAUAUUAUUCCCCCUAGAUUCUCACAACUCUGGGGAAUCUCUGUUUCAUGCUUCGCAUUGGUCAUGGGGGCCAUAUUCUAAAUGAGAAGGCCUGGAUUGGAUUCCCCUGUGAUGAUUCCCCUGGUCACACCAUGCCUUGAGUGGAUUCAGAUUACCAGUUUUUCUUGCAAAUUGACUUUCUCAAUCACUCGAUUGUGGAGUAUGCAUGGAACUACAUUGCCUAAAUAGAGUGCUCCAGUAGCUGAUGGGCUCCUUAGCCACCAGUUUUGAGCAAGGAAGAUUUUGAGGAGUUGUCUAUUGCACCCUAAAUCCUUUUAGAUAAUCCAGUUCUUUAUAGCUUCUGUGAUGCAGUGAUUGCACAGAUGUUCCUGUAAGCAUUGUCCAUGGAGUCCCAUCAUCCAUUUAGCCUCCUUCACACAAUCCAGUUCCACUUGACUCCCAUAACAGUGCAAAGGUCAAGCAAGUGGGCAGGUAAAACUGGCCAUCUGAAUACAUCCUUAAUUUGCUGGAAGAACCAAUAAGGUGCUAUCUCAAGCAUUCCGAGAUGUCAGAGAGCAUCUAAAACGUGUUGUCUACAUCUUAUUUUUAUUCCCGGACAAUCUGAGUUUGGGCCACAUUCUUGGCUCUGAAAUGAAUUACUGGCCGCUUUUGUCUUUCACCCCACAUGAACUUUACUCUUCACUAAUUGAGAUUUUUUUACCUCUUGGCUCAUCCCUUUCUGAGCUAGCUUUAAGACACCCCUUGCCAAAGAGGCUACUUACUGCAGUGUUUGAUGCUCUCAGACUCCACGGACCAGAUAUUUAUUGAGUUAACAUUUCUGUAGCUUCAUGAGGCAGCAAUUUAAUCAUGCUAGUAAGAUAGCCAAUAAAAUUGUAUGGAGAGGCAGUUUUCUAUUUUGCUGUUGCGCUAAUGCAGUACUUGGGGGACUUUCCCCCCCGUCUUCUAUGAAGGGGGAGGGUGAAAUUUUGAGAAACCUUUAACUCUGCCACUUUUUUAACAGAGCCUACCUCUAACUGGUGAGAUGCUAACUUCUAGAAAUAUGCUCAACAUCUCCAUAUCUCUCCCUUUUCCUGCUGGUCUCAUAGCCUACUAAAACAUUCAGAGAAAACAAAUGGUACGGUGCUCCCCAAACUGUACUACUUCAGAAUGCAGGUAGGGGGAGACCACAUUCAUCGGGCAGCAUUCAGACAUGCAGUUUUCUAAACAUAAAAAGCUACCACCUUACGGGGAGGUGUUGUCAUGACACCUUCAUUCUGACAUAGUAGUUUUAGAUGGGCAACAGUUCUUUGAUGUAGGGGAGCAUUUAGACACAGUCCUCCGUGUGCAUUCUGAAAUGGUGUGUACCCAAGAGGACUCUACCAACUGCUUUUUUAGAAUGUUUUAAUAGGUUCAUCAAACAAAUCCCUUCAAUACAUCCCUGACAUUAGUCUGUACAAUUGUUUGUUACCGUUCAUUACCAUGAUCCUGCAAAUCCUAGAUACAACUGGCAGCUAUCUCUGUGAUUGCAGGGGAACCUUUUCCAGACAUCUCAAUAGCAGAAAAUGUUGUCAACUGUAUCUGGGGUAGAUUGGUUCACACACUAAUGUGAAUUCAAGUUGCCCUGCACUGUUCACAUCGAGAGAAAACCUUCUCUGGGUUGGUGAGCAGUGGACCUUUAGACAGAUUUCAGUUUCUUAUGCUUCUGUCGCUUUAUUGAAGACCAGUUGAAGUUCAUUGUGCCAGGCAGUGUUCUAUUUAGAAUGCAGAUGUUAAGCACAAGCCGCUGUGCCACCUAUGGUAGAAGUAGUACUGUGCAUUUCUUCUUCUCCUUCUUCUUCUCCUUCUUCUUCCUCUUGCCACUUGAGUGUGUAUCGUGCUCCAGUUACUGUUCUGUUUUAUUCUGAGUAUUGUGGGGCUCUCAGCUCCCCGCUCAUUAGACUGGUGGCCCCAGUAUUAAAGAGGAUGCACCGCAGUUGUAAUGGUGGGCUGAGGAGUGACUUGCACAAGGCCACUAUCAUACCUGAAGAGUGCCUUUUGACUAGGGAGAGUGUGUCCACAUUAAAAGUUCGGUCGGACUCAUCACGACCAAAAUUAUACCUUGACAAAGAUGGGAUCUCAGACCUCAAGGUGCCACGUCUCCGCUACAGAUUGGCAGGAGGAGAGGCAGAGUGCAGUGGAGAAGCAAAGAGGGGAAGGGUGUGCUUUAGUCUUUCCCUGCACAUUGCUCUCCCCCCACCCCCAGUAACUUCCCUUCUCCAGCCACUUUUCACCCAGUCCAGGUUGCCAGGAGUGUGUCCCUCAAGCAAGGAAAAGCAGCUAAUGGAGAGGAACUGCAAGCAGAAGUGGCAGGCAGGAGAGUAAUUAAGCACUUUCCGCUGCCUCUUGUUCUCCACUGCAAGUCCUCCUUCCUGCCACCGUGCAGGGGAGAAGUCAUGGCUGGUGUUUGGGGACCCAUGUGCCCCUGGACAUGUCCUGCCAGCCGACAAUGUGUUCUAUUGCACAGACCCUUGAUGCUUAUAGAGUGCUCUCCUUGCGACAGAAUUGGAAAUAAAUGCUUUAAUCUGAGGGUUGUGGUGGUGUACUGAAUGUGAAAACCUCUGAUUUACGGGUACCAGGAACGCAUCCACAAAGGUUCUUGGAACAACUUGCACCAAGCGAGCGCCUGCUCACUAGUUCGAAAGUAUUUUAAUUACUUGGGCUUUCCCACACCCCCAGAAGAUACUGUAUUUACCUGGAUCCAAGACUAGGUUUUCCCCAAGUUCUUUGAUGUUAGAAAUUGGGGGGUUAUCUUAAAUUUAGGGUCCUCUUCCUUUGGGGUAAAUUUUAUUUUAUAUAUAUAUAUAUAUAUAUAUAUAUAUAUAUAUAUAUAUAUAUAUAUAUAUAUAUAUAAUAAUUUAUAUUUAACCCAUAUUUUUUAAGGGAGUCAUCUUAAAUUCAGGGUUAUCGUUUAUCCGGGUAAAUACAGUAUUAAGCCUGGGGAAUACAUAAAUGAGGUUGAAAGUACCCAGAUUUCUGGGGACAACUUCCUUUCCCCCCUUGAAGGAUUUAUCAUUGUCGAUGCUUCUGCUGAGGCUUUCCUUGUCGGCUAGAGGUUCUCAACCUUGGGUCCCCAGAUGUUGCUGGUCUACAACUCCCAUCAUCCCCAUCAGCAGUAGCAUUUGGCCAUUAUGGUCAGGGAUGAUGCAAACUGUAGUUCAACAACAACUGGGGACCUAAGGCUGAGAAUCCAUGUUCUAAGCCUAGUUUCCUAGCCGGUAUAGGGAAGAAGGAUUUGGGGAGUACUUAGGAAAGAUUUGCAAUGCAAAGUAUGCUAGAUGAGAUGUACUGUUUGUCAGCUCAAGGGUGGGGAGAAUAAGGCAUGCUCUUACCUUGAGAAGUUAGUCUUGCCAAAAGGGUAUUAAAUUUUGACCAGAAGAGAUCAAACCCGGGUUCACAGGAGACAAAACCAAAGGCUUUGCCACUGUCUCUGUGGAACUUUGUGGUAUCCCUGGAGCUGAUAAAAUGUUCAGUAGGUGUAAUUUGUUUUGUAUUCUGCUCUCCACUGAGAUUAACUGAAGGAUGGCUGUAAGGGUUUUUUUUUUUUUUUAUUCAUUUGUAAUAUAAAGAAAUAAAGGGUCAAACGGUCCUUACAUGGAGAUAGCUGAUAUCAAGAGUUUCAGUCGUUCAAAGUGGAUCCUUGAGUUACUCCAGGCUGUGUUUUGCUUAUGUAUGUUUGAAAAGUUUGUUGUAGAUCCACUGAAGUUAAAGGAGUUCAAAACUGGGAAGCUUUACCAAGAUGAUGAAUUGUUUCUUAGUAGUAAGUCAAAGCCACAUCCAGUGCACUCCUGUGAUACCAAAUAGCUUGCUGAAAUUUCAUGAUGUACGAAUUGGAGCAUGAGGCAGGUUCCAUAGAAGUGGCAGAAGUGGGAGUGCCUUCCACAGCCUUUCCAAUGCUGCCUGACCUCGUGAAGGGGGAAGUUAAAUGUCUCCUGCUGGGAUUUGUACAGAAUCUGGAAGCAUGGGGAGAGGAAGCAUAAAUCACUCAGUUUCUCCCCCGUCAUGUCUUCAGAACAUGCAAAGUGACCAUGAUGCUUAGGUAGCUUCAGAUUUUGCCCUUGGCAUCUCCUCUUAUAAUGGACGUGUUGCAAUGAACUAGUUUAGGUCUAAGAGAUUGUAUCAUUGGCCUUCCAAGGCACUACCAUGCAGGCUCUUUUUGCUGGACUGGGUCUGCAUUGUAGAUGACUUGGUUCCAACUUAGUGACGCAUCAUACCAAUUUAUUUAUUUUAUUUAUUUAUUACCUUUUUAAACCGCUCCAUCCAAAGGCUCUUGGUGGUGACACAAUUGACACAAACACAAGGAGAAAGCACUGUGGACUAAUCUCAUCUGCUUUGGUUUCUCAGUGCUGGCCCUCCUCAUAUGCACCUUAUGUGGUGUGCUUUGAACAGUCAUCCUACUACUCUGUUAUCUUGUGAGGGAGGAGAGCUGGUCUUGUGGAAGCAAGCAUGUAUUGCCCCAUUUGCUAAGCCGAGUCCAUCCUGGUUUGCAUUUGAAUGGGAGACUAUAUGCAUGAGCACUGUAAGAAUUUCCCUUAGGGCAUGGGGCCACUGGAAAGAGCAUCUGCAUGCUUGCAUGCAGGAAGUUCCAAGUAGGGUUGUGCAUGAAUCUAAUUUGAGAUGCCAAAAUGAUUUGCAUUUCGGCUGGGGGCAAGCAGGUGCUUUAAAUGGGCACUUCCUAUGCAGGAAGCUCCCGGUGCAGCAUGGCUUAUCUGCAGAGACCGCACAGCUGUUUGGAAGCGACAGCCCCAUGGUGGAGUGGCAGAGGAGCGCCGGAGAAGCAGAUAAGACCUGCUUCCCUCCAUUUAAAGCACCCACUCGCCGCCCCCAUGGAUGUGCACAAAAUGCUUCGUGCACUGCUCUUGUUCCAAAUUCCCUCCCUGGCAUCUCCAGAUAGGGCUGCGAGAGACUCCUGCCUGCAACCUUGGAGAAGCCACUGCCAGUCUGUGUAGACAAUACUGAGCUGGAUGGACCAGUGGUCUGAGUCGGUAGAAGGCAGCUUCCGAUGUUCCUAUCGCAAUUUCGUUGAAUGGGGUUAUACAAACACACAAAGAGACAGGAAAGCAUGCAUGGGAAGAAUGCAAAUCAUGGAUCCUUCCAGUAAACACUGCAGCUAAGUUUGGUUAAAAUAUGUCAGUUCUGUCCCCCCUCAUGGAGGUGAGACAUAGCUCACAGUUAUACUAGAUUGACUCUUCACUCGUCAUGCUGGCUCAGAAGCUCUAGAAUCCUCCAUGAGGAGGAUCCUUUUGGCUACAGCCAUAUGGGGGAAUAACUGACUCGCCACAGCCAUACUGACAAGCUACUCCUUACUUAAGACCAUCGUUUACAUGAGCACUACAGGUUAAAAAUGAGCCUUUUUGCAUAGAUUCGUCUACUGGGAAAUGGUGCCAGUCAGCAUAGUUAUACCAUAGUACAUCCAUUAUUGCUUCCACCAGACCACAUUUACUCCCCGCUUCUCCAUUGGAGAUAACAGCAGGAGGUGCAGUGCAGAUGUCCAUUGCCAUAUGGGGCCCAUUGGGUUUGAGACGCACUGAACAGCAGGCGCACUGUGCAGAUGUGAGAACCAGAUCUAAAUCUAACGAUCCAUGAUAAAGUAACAUUGUAACUAUAACGCACAUGCUCAUCGAGGGGAGACCUCAUGUGACCAAAUCAACCUGUGGGGAAGCUCUACAGGUUGCACAUAAUCUCGUCAAGUGUAGCUUUUGAGAGCAACCAUUGUUUGUCAUGAGAAGAGGUCCUUACAUACGCCAAGAACUGACUUCAUACAGUAUACGCAGUUGUGCUAGGUUUACCAUCCAAAAGAUGCAAUGAUUAUAAACAGCUGCAUGCCUAUUAUGAACAGCUGUUCAUUGAAUAUUGUCAGCAUAUUGGCAAUGAUGCUUAGGCAUGCACACGCCAGAUGUGUGGAUGCACCCAAGAUUUCUCAUCUGUUUCCUCUUCAGUUUUUCCACUGAACUUCCAAACUGCAUUUGAGCUUAAGUAGUUUCCAGGUCUAUGCAGGAAGCAGCUGGACAAGGUGCAGAAAUGUUGUGUGCAUGCAUAUGUUACUUACCUCUCUGCCUUAUGGCCCUAGAGUUUCACCGGAGUGCACUGUUUUUGUCUUUGGAAUGUUCUACAUGAGUCUUCUCUUUUUUAUACCCUGGAAUCAUCUAUGUACAUUGAUGCAACCUGUAUGAGAUUUUGUUUCAGACUGUGAUUGCUGAAGGUCUAGGUUUUUAAAUGUCUUUUCUUAAAUGUAAAGAGGUUUUCAGAUCACACUCAAACCAGCAGAGUAUUUUGAUAUUGCGUGACAAUCCUAUAAAAAAAAUAAAAAUUAUACCUUC